UCCCCAACCGGAGCUGGGACAGAUCCAGCCGCAAAACCCAGCGGCAGCCAUGGAUCCCCUCGCCGUGCUCCGGGACUACGCCGCCCGCGGCGACCUCGACAAGAUCAUCUUCUCCGGCGACGAGGUGCUCUUCGGGUCGGAGUACACCUUCCCCGCCAACGCGCCGACCGCCUUCACCAACAAGCAGUCGGGCCGCCCCUACCCGCUCUCCGCCGCGGUCUUCCUCGCGCAGCACAACGACCUCAAGCACACCGACUUCAUCCAGGCAGCCCGCCUCCGCCGCAUCCCGCCGGUGUCUCUCCCCGACCGUAAGACCUUCCUCGACUUCCUCCGCCAUGGCCACCACUCGCUCCCCACCGACCCCUUGCUCCCCUCGGCGCUCCCGUCCUUCGCGCCGGAGCCCCAGCCGACGCUUCCCGAGGAGCCCGAGGGCGACAAGGCGUCCGGGGCGUACAUCCGCUCCCUCGAGCGGACGCUCAAGGACCGCAACGCGCUCCUCGACGCCCGCGGCCGCGACUUCCUCGCCGUGCUGCAGAACGCCACGCGCCGCGAGGAGGAGCGCAGGCGGAACAAGGACAGCGUGACUACCUCCGCCCGCCACGCGCCCUCGGCCGCCGCGGUCGCCAUGGCGAAGCCCAAGGUGGAGAGGUCGUUCGGGGAGGGGUUCGUGCCCAUCAUCCUCGUGCCGAGCGCGUCGCAGACGCUCGUUACGAUCUACAACGUGAGGGAGUUCUUGGAGGACGGUGUGUUCGUGCCGAGUGAGGAGAGGAUGCGGGCGAUGAAGGGUAGCGGGAAGCCCGACUGCGUCAUGGUGCAGAAGAAGCUGAUUCGUGGAGAGAGGACCGGUGCUGGUGGUGGUGCGACAACGUUCGAGGUUAGGGACAAGCCGGCUUCACUCAAACCUGAUGAUUGGGCGCGGGUGGUCGCGGUGUUUGUGCUCGGCAAGGAGUGGCAGUUCAAGGAUUGGCCAUUCAAGGAUCAUGUAGAGAUCUUCAACAAGGUUAUUGGUUUCUAUGUGCGAUUUGAAGACGAUAGUGUGGAGGCAGCCAAAGUGGUCAAACAGUGGAAUGUGAAAAUCAUAUCUAUAAGCAAGAAUAAAAGGCAUCAAGACAGAACAGCAGCCCUUGAGGUAUGGGAGCGGCUAGAGGAAUUCAUGCGGGCACACACAUAGUCAAAGCUUCCGGUGUAUUGAAACUGCAGGAUAAUAUAUUCAUAUUGUGCCUGAUGGUGACAACUGGAAAUGGAACUGCAUAACUCAGAUUAUGUUUGGCAACCUUUAGUAUUUGCCUGUAUCUUGUUGAGGACCUGAACUUGGCUUGUUUGUAGUUCGGGGCAUGGAUACUAUUUUGUAUGAUCUCACUUUUGCAGAUCUAAGUUUCAUGUCGCGAUAGAAGUGAAAGUUAUCCUGGUUGAAUUAUUGACAGGUGGAACAGCCAUCCCGAGAUCCUGAUUCAAUCUCCUGUGACGUUAGAUGUCCAAAUCGUUGGCAGGCAGGAACCUCCUUGUCUACACCCAUGAGUAUAUGUUAGCCGGCUACGGUGUACCAUUUCAGUCGCUGAGUUGCGGUGCAUGGACACUGCUCAGUUGUAGUAACAUUUAACUGCAGGUUGCUGAUUUUUUUUUGCUUGUUAACGCGCAUAUUUGUUGGAGAAUGUUGUCAUGCACUUGUCAUUUUCUAAGCAAGUGCGCGAAAACAGUACUAAUGUAAGCUAAUCGGAGGUAUGAAAUGAAGGGCCUGUUUGGAUA
Molecule: messenger RNA, 1746 nt
Organism: Oryza brachyantha (malo sina)
Lineage: Eukaryota; Viridiplantae; Streptophyta; Magnoliopsida; Poales; Poaceae
Product: protein CDC73 homolog
Exons: 4
Coding region: 50-1171 (373 amino acids)
Biological process (GO): positive regulation of transcription elongation by RNA polymerase II; transcription elongation by RNA polymerase II
Cellular component (GO): Cdc73/Paf1 complex
Molecular function (GO): RNA polymerase II complex binding
Source: RefSeq, a predicted model, not a curated record